Molecule: messenger RNA, 1256 nt
Organism: Orbicella faveolata
Lineage: Eukaryota; Metazoa; Cnidaria; Anthozoa; Scleractinia; Merulinidae
Source: RefSeq, a predicted model, not a curated record
CACGCAAUCCCGGUGUGGUGAAACGCUUUCACUUGUGACUGCCGUGUUAGAGUCUUGUUAGAAGUUGUUCACAUUAACUGCGAGAAUUGAAGACGGCCGGUACUAAGUCAAUGGACAGUCUGUCCACAAACACCAUCACAGAUCAGGACAUCAGAGUUUUCCAAGAAGACGGAGUGAUCUGUUUACGAAAUGUGUUCAGCCAGAAGUGGAUUGACAUAUUGCGAAGAGGAAUUGAAUUCAAUCGACUCCACCCUUCUGAAAUGGCAAGGCGAAAGGGCCACACCCCUCUCUUCUUUCACGACUAUGGAAACUGGGACAGCAUCCCCGAAUACAAAGAGUUUAUCUUCCAGUCACCCGUGGGAGAAAUAGCGGGGCGGCUUCUUCAGUCUUCGGUUGCGCUGUACUCCAAUCACGUUAUUGUUAAAGACAGUGGAUCAACCAAACAAACUCCUUGGCACCAAGAUCAAGCCUACUACGAGAUCGACGGACAGCAGGUGUGCUCUGUGUGGCUUCCGGUAGACCCAGUUUCCAAGCACACUUGUCUUCGCCUCGUGAAAGGUUCCCACGGUUCGCCUCAUUAUUUCAAACCUGUGCACUUUGAUGGCCCUCCAUUCACCCUUUACGAAAUAAAACCAGGAGACGAGGGGAAAGCAGAACAAUUUCUAUCGGCGCCAGAUAUUGAUGGAGAUCAACAGUUUCAAGUCUUGUCCUGGGAAAUGGAGCCCGGUGACUGCAUUGUUUUUCACAUGAGAACAGUUCAUGGUGCAUAUGGUAACAAUCUUUCGACUCCGCGGCGGGCAUUCUCCACAAGAUGGCUUGGAAACGACGCUGUGAAGGGACACAGGCCGUGGAUGAAUCUCCCACCAAGUAAAGGAAUGAAAGAUUUGAAACGAGGAGACAACCUUGUGGAGUCGGGUGCAUUCCCUGUUGUUUGGACCCUCGAGUAGAUAAAAGUCCACCUCACCCCGUAUUUCCCCUCGCUGCAGACAAUUUUUACAAAGUACAUAACUUAUGACUAAGAGGUCUCAGCAAAGGUUCCCAAAGUUCCUUGGGAGCCGUGAUCAUUAUUAUUAUAAGUAUUUCGAACGUAAGAUGACGAUACUUAUGACAAUACGAGAAUUUUGUUCUCAUGGAAGGCAUAAUGCUGUGAGGUGCCAAGUGAAAACAAAACUUGUAACUGAUCUGGAGGCUUUUUAAAGUGUUCUAUUGUAAAAAAAAAAGUCAUUAGCGGAAAAUAAAAGCUACAGUGGUGUACA